Molecule: messenger RNA, 1308 nt
Organism: Botrytis cinerea B05.10
Lineage: Eukaryota; Fungi; Ascomycota; Leotiomycetes; Helotiales; Sclerotiniaceae
Exons: 4
Coding region: 135-1163 (342 amino acids)
Molecular function (GO): catalytic activity
Source: RefSeq, a predicted model, not a curated record
GGUAAGACUUUGUCUCCACGGGCUAUAAUACGCGUCCAGCAUUCCGCGGAGGUAAAAACUGACUCACUACCGUGAAACACAAUUCUAGCAGAGAAAUAUCACACAUAGAGUUUUUUAUUUUUUGAUCUGCCAAAAUGGCCGCACCACAAAAUCUCACCCUCGCAGUCUCCCAAUCUCACACUCUGGCUACCACUGCUGAGACCCUCGAGGCUUUGUCACAACAAUGUCGCAAGGCGGCGAAGCAGAGCCCCGCUCCUGACUUGAUACUGUUCCCCGAAGCAUAUCUCGGUGGGUAUCCGCGGGGAGCGGAUUUUGGGGCGGUGGUCGGAUCCCGUGAUCAGAAAGGUCGAGAACAGUUUUUGAAUUAUUUCAAGGAUGCUGUGGAUAUGGGCGAUACGCCUGAAGGGGCGGGAGACAAGUGGGUGAAGAGGGAAUUAGAGGGACAGGGAGAGGGAGGUAGUCAUGUUAGGCGAGGAGAUGGGACGCGCGAGGAACUGGAGUUGGUGGCGAGGGAGACGGGGAUUUUCAUCGUGACGGGGUUUGUGGAGAGAGCGGGAGGAACACUUUACUGUGCUGCGGUUUAUGUUUGUCCGAAGUUAGGAGUAAUCGGUAAAAGGAGAAAGGUGAUGCCAACAGGAAGCGAACGCCUAGUAUGGGGACAAGGACAACCAUCCUCCCUCCGCGCCGUAACCACCACGAUCAAAGGCGUAAAACUAACCCUCGCAGCUGCCAUCUGCUGGGAAAACUACAUGCCGCUAUUGAGACACUCCCUCUACAGUCAAAACGUCAAUCUCUAUCUCGCGCCAACGGCCGAUAAUCGCGAUGCCUGGACCGCACUGAUGAGAACGGUAGCGUGCGAGGGCCGAUGCUUCGUCCUGAGCGCGAAUCAAUGCAUCAAGAAGCAAAACCAACCCGCUUGGAUCUACGGCGAGAAAUCCGAAAGCGAGGAAUACACCUCUCGAGGGGGGUCUUGCAUUAUUUCUCCACAGGGAGAGAUUUUGAAAGGACCGCUAUGGGAGGAUGAGGAUGGGUUGAUUACUGUGGAGGUUGAUUUUGAGGAUUGUGUGAGAGGGAGAUUGGAUUUGGAUGUUGCGGGGAGUUACUCAAGAAAUGAUGCGUUUAAAUUAACGGUAGCUGGACUUGAUAUCAGUCCUCCUCUUUGAAAGAAUGGCGAGGUACCUGGACUUAUAUUGAAUGAUCUUACCUGUUAAAUACUUUGAUUCGAGGCCCCUUCCAAAAGCGUGUAAUCUAAGUAGUUAGGAGAAAUGUAUCCAGAUCAACCAUCGUGCUGGCGCGUAUGAAUACAUA